UCUGCUAGCUACUGUAUAAUCCUUACUCCGAGGCUCCAAAAACGCCUCCAUGGGCGUGCGGUACUGUACAUCGCUCCUCCCUCACCAUUCACGCACCGUCCUUACUGUCCACUAACUCGCUCUAAAAGAAAGCACCAGGCGUCCCGGCAACCAGUCCACCAGCCAUGCAAGCACGCAACAAGCAAGCAGACAGACAUGACCAAACCGACGCCACCGUGAGCAGCGCAGCAGCAACUCAAAGGCUGAAACCACCACCAGGAAAGAAUCCAGUCGCCUGGGAACAGGGCAACUCAAAGAGAACCCACUCAACUCGCCAUUCGCCAUCCUAACCAACACCACUCGCCGAUUCGCGCCAGAAAAGUCCGUUUCUCUGAAAGGAGAAGAAAGAGCAGAAAAUCCGUCCGGAAGCA
Molecule: messenger RNA, 410 nt
Organism: Aplosporella prunicola CBS 121167
Lineage: Eukaryota; Fungi; Ascomycota; Dothideomycetes; Botryosphaeriales; Aplosporellaceae
Exons: 1
Coding region: 165-329 (54 amino acids)
Source: RefSeq, a predicted model, not a curated record